Mucor velutinosus is the source of this 1260-nucleotide messenger RNA. It is a transcript of the gene GBP2, whose product is annotated as g-strand binding protein. The transcript is spliced from 5 exons. Gene Ontology annotation, molecular function: mRNA binding. Gene Ontology annotation, biological process: cytoplasmic stress granule assembly; P-body assembly. Lineage: Eukaryota; Fungi; Mucoromycota; Mucoromycetes; Mucorales; Mucoraceae. Gene Ontology annotation, cellular component: P-body. The coding region runs from base 1 to 1260 and encodes 419 amino acids. The record is from RefSeq and is a predicted model, not a curated record.
AUGGCAGGAGAAAACUACAUUGGUUCAAAAAUCUCGUUGAUCAGUUUGAGUGAUAUCCGUUAUGUGGGUAUCCUCCAUAGCAUCAAUGCUCAGGACUCAACUGUGGGUUUAAAGCAAGUGCGUUCAUUUGGUACUGAAGGUCGUCGUGGCAAGCCUGAAGAAGAGAUCCUUGCUUCUGAUAAUGUGUUUGAUUAUGUCGUAUUCCGUGGAUCUGAUAUCAAGGAUUUACAAGUAUUCGAGGCACCACCCAAGCCUACACCACCACCACCACCACCUACGAUGCCUCAAGAUCCUGCUAUCAUGAGCAUGAGCGGUUAUCCUCCCAUGAACCCUUACAUGAACAACAACAUGUACAUGCAACCACCCCAGCAAGCACCACCUCAGCAACCUCCCAAGCAACCUCAACAGCAGCCUCAGCAACAACAACAACAACAGCAACGCUCUAACAACGAUUCAUCUUACUGGCAGCCCUCUUAUCCUGCCGAACCCAAAGUAGAUCAAGCACAACUAGAAAAGAAUACUUUGGAUGAAUUGAAGGCUGAAUUGGAGGAAACUGACGCGUUGCAACCCACCAUCAAUGAGGCUGCCAUCGAACAAUUGGCAAAAAAAGUGAGCGAAUUAAACACAGGUGAUGAUGCUGUUAUUGGCAGCAAACCUUCCUCUGAUGAGCAACAACCUCGCCGUCGUUAUGACAAUAGUAACAGCAAUAACAAUUACCGUAACAGAAAUAGUCGCUAUAACAACAACAGCAGCAACAACAACAAUUUCGGUGAUCGCCACUACAACAACAACAAGAACAAGACUGAAUUUAGCAUUCCCAAUUCUGAAUUCGAUUUUGAAGCCUCCAACGCCAAGUUUGACAAAAGCGAAGUUGUCAAGAAGGACGGCGAGGAAGUGAACGAUGAGGAGGCAGAGGAGAUUGAGAUUCCUCAACCUGAUGAAUUCUACGACAAGACAUCCAGUUUCUUUGACAACAUCUCUUGUGAGUCCAAGGAACGCAAUGAACAACGCCAGCAAAAUGAACCUCGUCGUAGUCAUUUCCAUGAGGAACGCAAGUUGAACUUGGAAACCUUUGGUCAAGCCACUGUAGAUCAAUCAAGAUACCGUAAUAAUUUUAGAGGACGUGGUGGCUAUCGUGGUGGCCGUGGUGGUAACAACUAUUAUCGUAAUAACAACCGUAACAAUAAUUAUAAUAACAACAACAACAACAGUGGCUACAGACAAAACAACAAGGGUCAAGAUCAACAAGAUGCCUUAUAA